This is a messenger RNA of Pecten maximus, 2368 nucleotides long. RefSeq lists its product as uncharacterized. Bases 365 to 1360 code for a protein of 331 amino acids. The transcript has 7 exons. The record is from RefSeq and is a predicted model, not a curated record. Lineage: Eukaryota; Metazoa; Mollusca; Bivalvia; Pectinida; Pectinidae.
GAAAGCUUGCAAUGUACCGUUAAAUAGUGCACAGAGCAGAGGUGCUUUUAUUUCUGUGAACAAAGACUGCCAGUUAAAUCACAACAAACGCAUCAUCCUUUCUUUUUUGUGAGGAAUACAAAAUAGAAAAACACUUGGAGAAGAAAAAGUGCUUAUAUUUAAUCAAAGGCAGCUAUUUUUUUUUAUUUUUUUAUCAUUUUGUAAAAACAAAAACAAAAAAACAUUACAAGUGUCUUCGCGAGGAUAUUAUUGGUUGCAAGCAUUCCACUGAUUAACAUAAAAGAAAUUAAGACAAAACGAACGACAUCUUUUAAAACCUGACUGCAAGUGUUUCAGUGUUCAUAAGUGUCGGAACACAGCAAUCAUGUUUGGACUUUGUAACACGCUCGUCUUACAACUUCUGUGUGUGCACGUGCUCGUGUGUUACUGUGACCCCCCUGUCACCACACCGAUGGUACAACCGGUAGGGACUGACCAGCCUACAACACCUGAAGCUACUGCCAGUACUUCUCCACGCAUUGACCUUGCUCAGCGCCGUCAAUUCAUGUUACGUAUGAUCAGACAGAACUUCAUGAGAGAGAUGGGCUGGAAUACUCUCCCUACCAUAGACAGCAGCAUGAUGGACAGGCCUCAGAACUACAGCCGUUAUAUCCGAAACCUUACCAUGGAAAGCCAGAGCUGCUAUUCCGCAUCAUGUUUGUUGCCUGACGCUAUUGACCCAGACAUGUGGAAUCACCCAGAUGACAAUUCCAUGCAUCUUUUCUUCAACGUCGAUACCUUCCCAGCUGGUGACGUCACGGCUAAGAAUGCGACUCUGAGUUUGUUCGCAAGAACCAGGUUAGGAUGCGGCUGUCCGGCUUAUGAUGAUCAGGACGUGAGGCUGCUGGUGGAGGUCAAUCAGUACCUACAAGCACUCCGGCCACGCCGGACGAACAGACACAACAGAAUGAGGCGACCUCGUAUGCAGACGUUAGAUGUAGACGUCCUGGAAUGGGAAGAAGAACGUUGGAUACAUUUUAAUGUGACUGACGCUGUCAAUGACUGGAUGAGGCGACACCGACGUCGGUACGGUCUGGAGAUCAAAGUGGAAAGAUGGCAGAGUUCCUCACCAAUCAGACGUAUAACGGACUUCAACGCGCACAACGUGUUCGUACAGGGAGAUUGCUCGUCUCAUAUAGAGGUUGGAUGCCUGGGUCAUAAUCCGAUUAUGAUGAACAGCUACCGUGCCCCAAUCCUCGAGGUGUGGACCCAGACUCGCCCGGUGAUGGACAUCAGGAAGAAGAGGAGUAUUGAGGAGACCCAUCGACAGUCUCAGAUGAAGAAAGCCAGACUAAUCCAACAAUUCUACGACGACAGUUAGAACAGCAGGAAUUCAGUUAUCAACGCUACAGUAACAAGACUGGCUGAUAUAUAAACGGAUUCAUCGAGAGACGCCUGUUAUGACACCAACACUAUCAGAAACUUUUCACUGCUGACGAAGUGUGCAAAAUGCGGUCUAGUUUUGUAGACGUUUGUCGAAGCCAGUAUCGUUAAAUACGUUGCCUAUUUAUUCGCAUACAAUUCAUAUACAUUAUAUGAGUACUUCAUUCUUUAUAUGUGCAUAUACUGUAUUUUAACCUGAUCGAGGAUCUCGGUAUAAAGAGAAUAUAGACCUUUUGCGGACGUGGAAUGUGAAGAUCGCGAUCACUACAUGUUGAGACUUACAGUAAAAGACAAUUGAAAUGGUUUCCUCGAUAACAUUAAUGUUCUUCUGUGUUUAUGUAAUUACUCUCCAGCUUUUUAUCAAAUCGUAUUUCUCAUUGUUUUUGUCCAUUUUCGUUUUGUCGCAAUUAAUUGCCGUGUGUUACCAAUUAUGCAUUUGUACAAAUACUCAUACAAGUAUACUACCUCAUAACCUCGAGAGUAUUUCCCUACAUGUGCCUCCAUACAACGAAUCACGCGAUUGGCGACAUCCUGCACGGACGUCAAACCGGAAGUUGCAAUAUUUUAUUAAUAUUCUUUCAUAUGUGUAGACGAUAGCUCGUCAAUAUCAUCUUUAUCAUAUAUAUAUUGCAAUCAGUCUGACGAGAAUUACAUAAUCGAUUAAUACAACAAAAUCUUUUAUUUUGUCUUGGAUUGGAGCGUCUAAAAUCUGAAGUGAGAUGAUUUUAAAUGAUGUUUAAUGCCGUGACUAUCACAUUUGCACGAUCAACGCACGAAACUUAUUCAGGAAAUCCAAGACGGCAAAAAAAGUUAAAAUCAAACAUUAAUAUUCAAAAUGUUAUUCCCGGUCCAUCGCUCCCUUGGCCUUAACGCGCGAAUUUUACGAUAUUUAUGUAUUCACAUUUCAGUGUACAUUUUCUUAUUUAUUAAAACUAUCAGAAAACAA